Molecule: messenger RNA, 368 nt
Organism: Staurois parvus
Lineage: Eukaryota; Metazoa; Chordata; Amphibia; Anura; Ranidae
Source: the annotation of a GenBank genome assembly
GCGGAUAUAGUGAAUGCAGGGUCCGGGGAGAGCGGAUAUAGUGAAUGCAGGGUCCGGGGAGAGCAGAUAUAGUGAAUGCGGGGUCCGGAGACAGCAGAUAUAGUGAAUGCAGGGUCCGGGGAGAGGGAAUAUAGUGAAUGCAGGGUCCGGGGAGAGCAGAUAUAGUGAAUGCAGGGUCCGGGGAGACCAGAUAUAGUGAAUGCAGGGGUCCGGGGAGAGCGGAUAUAGUGAAUGCAGGGUCCGGGGAGACCAGAUAUAGUGAAUGCAGGGUCCGGGGAGACCAGAUAUAGUGAAUGCAGGGUCCGGGGAGACCAGAUAUAGUGAAUGCAGGGUCCGGGGAGACCAGAUAUAGUGAAUACAGGGUCCGG